GCCGCCGCGGGAGGCCGCGCCCGCCAUGGCGGCCCGGGCGGUGCUGGACGAGUUCACGGCGCCCGCGGAGAAGGCGGCGCUGCUGGAGCGGAGCCGCGGCCGCAUCGAGGGCCUGUUUGGCGUGAGCCUGGCGGUGCUUGGCGCGCUCGGGGCCGAAGAACCGCUGCCUGCGCGCAUUUGGCUGCAGCUCCGCGGGGCGCAGGAGGCGGUGCACAGCGCCAAGGAAUAUAUUAAAGGAAUCUGUGAACCUGAACUAGAAGAAAGAGAAUGUUACCCCAAGGCCAUGCACUGCAUUUUUGUUGGGGCCCAGAGCCUGUUUCUGAAAAGCUUGAUUCAGGACACCUGUGCCGAUCUCUGCAUUCUGGACAUUGGUCUUCUUGGCAUCAGAGGAAGUGCCGAAGCUGUAGUCAUGGCUAGGAGUCACAUUCAGCAGUUUGUAAAGCUCUUUGAGAAUAAUGAGAACCUACCCAACAGUCAGAAAGAAUCCGAGGUGAAAAGGGAAUUUAAACAAUUUGUCGAAGCUCGGGCUGACAACUAUACAAUGGACUUGUUGAUUUUGCCCACUUCCUUGAAAAAAGAGCUUUUGACACUCACACAAGGUGAGGAGAAUUUCUUUGAAACGGGAGAUGAUGAUGUUAUUGAAAUUGGAGAUUCUAAACCAACAGAGUUUCCACAGAAUGCUGCCACAGGGCUGAAUAUUUCCAGAGAUGAAAUUGUUUUGCAGGAAGAUGCAAGAAAUAAAGCUGGCACUCCUGUUUCUGAGCUUACAAAACAAAUGGACACGAUCUUUUCUAGUUCACAAGAUGUACUUUUUGUUCCAGUAAAUGGUCUAAGCCCAGACGAAGAGACAUUAUCCAAAGACAGAAUUUGUCACAAAAGGAGAUUUUCUGAUUCUGAAGAAAGGCAUACCAAGAAACAGUUUUCUUUGGAAAAUGUUCAAGAGGGGGAGCUUCUCGAUGAUGGUAAGACAUUAGCUGAAAGUGUAAUCAUUGACUUAUCCGAUUCUUCUGCUGACCCUGAAAAUUUAAGUCCCGAUGUAAAGGACACUACUGAGGAAAUGGAAUACAACAUCCUCGUAAACUUUUUUAAAACCAUGGGCUAUUCCCAAGAAAUUGUUGAAAAGGUCAUUAGGGAGUAUGGGCCAUCCACUGAACCAUUAUUGCUCUUAGAAGAAAUUGAAAAAGAAAAUAAAAGAUUCCAAGAAGACAGAGAAUUUUCACCUGGUACUGUGUAUCCAGAGACUAACAAAACCAAAAACAAAGGUGUUUGUAGCAGCGUAAAUGAGCUUACAACGGAUUCCACUCCAAAGAAAACACAAACUCACACACAGCAAAAUAUGGUGGAAAAAUUUUCUCAGUUACCAUUCAAAGAAUCAAAACCAUGUACCUCAAAUUGCAAAAUUAAUACUUUCAGAACAGUGCCAAUAGAACAGAAACAAGAAAUCUGGAGUUCAAACCAGAAUUAUGUUUGUAACAUGGACCUUGAAACUGAUGGCCUUUCACCCUCUGUUGUUCCUUCAAGUCCCAAAGAAGUUGUCAGUUUUGUUUCAAGAGGAGCUUCAAGUCACCAGCCCAGAAUUCCAGUUUUUCCUGAAAAUGGUUUGCAACAGCAAGCAGAGCCCUUACUUCCAAGUAGUAUGAGGUCUCCCUGUGAAAACCGAUCAGGGUGUUGUAGCUCUCCCCAGUCUAAGCCGAAUUGUCCACCCCUUUCUCCACCAAUGCCACUGCCCCAGCUGUUACCUUCAGUUACUGACGCAAGGUUGGCAGGACCGUCUGAUCAUAUUGAUUCCUCCGUCACUGGCGUUCAGAGGUUCCGAGAUACUCUGAAAGUACCCUACAAGCUGGAAUUAAAAAAUGAGCCAGGGAGAACGGAUUUGAAGCACAUUGUUAUAGAUGGGAGCAAUGUCGCAAUUACCCAUGGUCUGAAAAAGUUCUUUUCUUGUCGUGGAAUUGCAAUUGCAGUUGAAUAUUUUUGGAAGCUUGGCAACAGAAACAUCACUGUAUUUGUCCCACAGUGGAGAACAAGGCGUGAUCCUAAUGUCACAGAACAGCACUUCUUAACUCAGCUCCAGGAGCUUGGAAUAUUAUCUUUAACUCCUGCCCGGAUGGUCUUUGGAGAAAGAAUUGCUUCUCAUGAUGACAGGUUUCUACUACACUUAGCGGACAAAACUGGUGGCAUAAUUGUAACAAAUGAUAACUUCAGAGAAUUUGUGACUGAGUCACUCUCUUGGAGAGAAAUUAUUACAAAAAGAUUGCUUCAAUAUACCUUCGUUGGGGAUAUAUUUAUGGUUCCUGAUGACCCUCUGGGAAGAAGUGGACCUCGAUUAGAAGACUUUCUUCGGAAGGAAGUCUUCCUUAGAGAUAUGCAGCCCCUACUCAAUGCCUUGCCAAAUGUCGGCAUGUUUGACCCCAGCUUCAGAGUCCCCGGCACCCAGGCAGCCAGCACCAGUCACCAGCCUCCCGCCCGGAUUCAGGGCACCCCGCCCAGCCACUGGCUUCCUCAGCAGCCCCGCUUUCCAGUUCUGCCAAACCUUCCCGGUAUGCAGCAGAGUGUGCCCAUGCCGGCGCAGAGGUCUCCUGCGGAAACCAGCGAGUUGAGGGAAGCCCUUCUGAAGAUCUUCCCUGACUCAGAGCAAAGACUGAAAAUUGACCAGAUACUGGCGGCCCAUCCGUACAUGAAAGACCUGAACGCACUGUCUGCCAUGGUUUUGGACUGAAGGUCACACUCUAGCUCGUGUCUGCACGUGGCAGCAGGAAGCGACAUAAUGUGAAGAGACCGAUUUCCCAGUGGAAAUACUGUUGUAGUAUAUAGAAAACAGAUGUUUUGUGUAUAAAAAAAUCUGGGUUUUCAAAACCAGCUUUUUCUAUAUAUAAAUUAUGCUGCUAUUACAGAUUUAACAUUUUCUGUAAAAGGAAAGUACAUUUUCUGCCUGUUCAGAACUGUUUAAUAGCAGUUACUCUUGAGUGUAUUUACAUUUUUAUGUUUUUUAAACUAUUUUCCUUAAAGCUGAAAAUAUUGACAAAUGGAUAUGAUUAGCCUUUCUAAAUAAAAAAAAAAAAAAAGAGUUGCUUUCUUAGGGAAAGCAAGACCUCUUAAAGUAUAUUUUCUUGAGAUGACUAUGUAACGUCCACUAACAUGAAGUGUGCUCACCACCCCCAGCCUCCUCUGCCCUCACCCCUGAAUUAGAGUCAUAGGAGUAGGUUUUGCUCCUGUGAGUCUUUUGUUGGAGCCAUUUGUGAGAGGGGGCAGGAGGUGCCACUAGAUGGCACCUGUGCCUAGCCGUUGUUAAUGACCAGGGCACAGACUCCCAGAAUGUCAGGGCAAGAAGAGAUUCUAGAAUUCAUGGAGUCCCACCCUACUUCCCCUGCCCCCAGCAGAAGAGGGAACUGAGGCUCAGCAUGCUUGCGUCCACACAGCCCAGGUCCAAAGCUGUAGAGCAGCUGGGCAGGGACCAGACUCUUUGUCCAGUGCUCUGACACGCUCACCAGGCUGAGGCCUCACUGUUGAGUAGAAGUCAUGUCUUAGCCUCUGAAAAUAAUAGUGGGAUGUGAGGAAAUUCCAUGAAGAGCCCCAUUGUUACAUACAAUUUUGUGUCCACAACCUCCACACGAAGUUCGUUCAGCUUUGCCAAAAAGUGGUUUUCUAUUCUCAAGAAUGACCCAAGCCAAUAAAUAGCAUUAGUAGCUGCCGUGGGGGCUCAGCCCCUUAUUUAUUUCUCCUGGAUUUGUCUUUUUAGUGUUCUCAGCUGUCCUUCCAGUCUGUCUCAGCAUUGGUAUCUCAGUAUUGUGUUUUCAGUGCUCAGAUUCUGUGUCAGUGAAGUUCUUUUCCUGGGUAAUUAUACGUAACAUCUUUCCUGUUCUCUGGACUUUCAAAGGGCUUUGUAUUUUCUACCUUUCUCUUCCCUGGCUGCUCACGGUCAGUUUUGUGUCUGCCCUGUGGGUCGUGCCCCUCCCAGUCCCCAGAAACAGCUGCUGCGGACUCGGGGCCAGUCUGUUCUUCAUGGUGAAGGGACUUUGUUGGCCACGAGCAGAGCUGGUACCUCCCCAGGAGCCUCCCUCCCGGUGUGUACAACCCUUGCUUCCCUCAGGGGAUGAAUUCAGAGUCCUCCAGGUGGCUGGACUUGUAUUUUUCAAUCAUGUUUUCUCUCUAGUUGCCUUUAAGAUGCCUCCUAAUGGGGAUCUGGUUGUCAGCUGCUGCUUUGGGGCAGGUGGCCAGAGUCACCCACCAGCUGUGGGUUUGGAGGUAGGAGACUUGGGGCUGGCAGGAAGUGAUGCAGUCACAGCCCCGUGCCUCAGCUUCAGAACUCGUGGUUUAUAAAAGUGUGGCAGACGUGUGAGGGCUAGGGCUGUCUCACACAGACUCUGAUCUGGCUUGAGGUUUGGUCUGACAGCCUUCCCAAUCCAGUAUUUCUCCUAUUUGCAGAGAAGGACUCAGCGGUAAACCUUACUGGCCUGGGCUUAGCCACACAGGUCUUCCUGGAAGGGGACUGGGCCUCAGGUGACACCAGGUGGGGCUGGCUAGACUGGGGGUUGCAGAGUUUCCUAGGCUCCAGAAGUGACUUGACCCUUGACCUUUGGGUUAUCUAAGCCUCUCUAUUUUUAGUAUUGUUUCUGAAGGCUCUACCUGCCCCUUUCCUCUUUCUAGGGUAUAGGAAGGAAGGAUGCAGGAAAUUAAGUGGGUCAUUUACCUGCCUUGAUAAAUUACAACAUAACACAAAAGUCUCAGUUCUUUCUGAAACUUGAAAAUUUAAAAACCCAAUUUUCAAACCAUUAAAAAAAAAAGUCAUUACUUGUUCUCAGCUUUCUCUUAUACUAGGCUGAGUGUUGACGCUCCUCAAAUGCUGCUUGACGGUCUGCCCCCAGUGGUUGAUUUCUGAACCGCCGCGGUGGUGUCGGAAGCAGUGCUUCCUCGCUCUGCAGCUCCUCGGGCAGCGUGUGCCGAGGCUCUGCAUCCUGCACUUCCUGGCCUUCCUAGAAGGAGGUGGCAGGGCAGGGGAUGCCAACUCAUUCAGGAGACAGGCGUCUGCUCCUCUUAGAGUGGUUGUCCAGGGUUCGAGAAUUAAGUAAAUGGUGAUACGGGAUGAUUCCCGGACUUAGCUUCUGCCCCAGGCCCCUGCUGCCUUCUCUAGGAGAAAAAAAAAA
Molecule: messenger RNA, 5141 nt
Organism: Mustela erminea (ermine)
Lineage: Eukaryota; Metazoa; Chordata; Mammalia; Carnivora; Mustelidae
Gene: N4BP1
Product: NEDD4 binding protein 1
Exons: 7
Coding region: 26-2716 (896 amino acids)
Biological process (GO): negative regulation of protein ubiquitination; negative regulation of proteasomal ubiquitin-dependent protein catabolic process
Cellular component (GO): PML body; nucleus
Source: RefSeq, a predicted model, not a curated record